GUCUUUUACUUUUCUUUAACUACUUCUUUAGUUCACUCUCCUGUUUGUCAGUUAAGUGGCAAAAAUAACCCUUUGCAUGUAAGAAGCUGUAGAUUUUUGUCACCUAUAAUAGCAUUGACAUAGGAUGCUUGCGGAUUUGUACUGAGUAUCUUUGAAACACCAAAUUUGAUGUUUGACUUUGCUUGUGUUUGUGCUGCAUUGUGACUUACAUGUGAUUGUUGCUGUAGAGUAGAUUGACAUGAAUUUACACAAUUGUAGAUGAAUAAUGAUUCUCCUCAGUGAUUGACUGGCCUGAAACAAUAUUGGUGUUUUUUAUAAUAUUUUGAAAAAAGGUCUUUGUGAGGAAUCAUUAUCUACCAUCACAUAACAGUUUGUGUUGGUAAGACACACUAGGCAUGGUUUAUUGGCGCCAGACCUGGGGCAAAAGAUUAUUUCACCACGAUGCAUUAAACUACGGUGGUAGACCGAUCAGACCACCAGACAAAUGCUGCCGAAUCUUGACUGUGGAAGGUAGUCUGCUCUCUCUGCGUUCAUUGUAGUCCUGUUUGAUCCAAAAUACAUAGCUGACUAAUAAAGCUUUAAAAGUAGUAGACAAAAAUGCUUCUUUCCGUACUUGGGGUGUACUUGAUUUGCCUUUUCCAAUAGUCAAAAGAUAGUUCUCCUCUUUUUAUAGGUUCUUUAGAUUUGCUGCUACAUUUGAGAAAAUUGAAUGCCAAAAAGUAAAAAUUGAAACAUUUCUUGAACUAAGUCAAGUAGGGAAACCGCUGGACAUCAAAGAUCCCACUUUACUAGACAAAUUCCAAAAUAAUAUUGUAUGACAUAAAAAAAAAUCACACACUUCACAAAAGGAGAACGAGCAGAGGCAGUGACUUUAGUUUUGUCUGUCAUUGACUAACUAGAAGAAAACUAGAAGAUGAGGUUACCACUGCCGCCGGAGGAUUUACUGUACUUCUUCCUUCAGUUUUGACGUACUGUACUUACUGCAUACUACAAUAUAAUAAGACUGUUUAUUGGCAAUAAUCUGGUGUUACAAUACUUAUGAUACAGGGAUUGCACUUCAAUAUAUUGUGAUAAAUUGCAAUAUUUGCAAAAGUCUAGUUUUAGGAAAAUCAAGAUUCUGGAAUUACGAUCGUUUAAAACACACUUUGUGACGCUUUUGACAGGUGGUGUUCAUACGGUCAGGCUUUUUAGAAUGAACAGAAAUGAUCAUUUACACAAACUGUGCGUGAACUGUCUACCAGCCACAGCUAACCUUUUAGCAGCACUUGUCUGGUCCUAGUGGUUCUCCCCAGGUGUGGUGGGCACUGUAAGGAAUGGAGUAUGUCUUUGAUAUGUGCUGUAUUGCAUUCUCCCUCCUCCCUCUCUACUCAAGCACUUGGGCAGAAGGGUGAUUCCCCUGCUCCCAUCUCUCCUCUCUCCCCUCUUCACUCCCCUGACUCUCUGGAGGAGCUCUCUCUGACUGAGAGUCCCAACCAGCCCCCUACUUCGGGAUCUGCUGUACCCUUGGGCUCCUUCUCCACUGACCCUCCUACUACUCAUUCCAAGGACAUGCCUUGGGUGGGUGAAGAGGGUGAUUCUGGACCGGGCCGUAGUAAGAAUAAGGAAGACCUUCUAGAUCCAUUAGCUGGUCCUUACCUGAGUUUAGGGAAAGACCCAGGGCCUCAUAAUCCGUGCGAAGACAGCGGAGUUUCCUUUUCACCUGAGGAGAAGCUGAUUAGCUCAGACAGGUCCUCCACUGGCCCCUCCCCCGUGAAUCCCCAGAUGAUGGUCCCUGAGUCUCACCUUGCCUCCUCUAACCCAACAGAGCACUGGGAUUCACCAUUUCUAGCAUCUCAAGACAACUCCAAGGUCUCCAUGGAUACCUUCUCCAAGGACACAGCUCCCAUUAGCUCUUCCAGGUAUGAGCAAGACCUGCACGGCAACCAGUCUGAUGAAGAUGAUGACCUGAUGUAUGAGGUGAAGAAGAAUAAUAACCCAUUUGAGGGCUAUUCCCCACUGGCAGACAGUGGCUACUCCCAUUUUGGAGACUCCAAGUCCGACAGCAGGGCCUCAAAAAUGUCAGAGAGUCCCACUCCAGAUCUGGUCCAAUAUGGCCAGAGUGGAGAAUCCCAGGAUAUCCCACCCUCUUUCUUAGACGAGGGGAAAACAUUUGAGAUAAGCAAGACGGCUACUGACUCGCUCAUGCAGUCACUAAGUCAGUUCUCAUCUGGUCUGAAAAAUGAUGAUGAAGAGGAAGAGGAAGAGGAGGAUUCUGCUCUGCCACCAUCGCUUCCAGACAUCCUGAAGUCUUCUCCACUCAACCAUGACAAAAUCGACUCAGGCUCCUCAGAGGGAAGCCCGGAGGAGCGGAGUCCUAUUCUUGAACGGAGGAUGAUGGAGUCCCCCAACCCACCAAUCAAUCUGUCCGCUAACAACCCGUUUGCCUUUGAUGCUAAAGUGUCCCUCCUAAAGGAGAUGACUGAAGAGUUGGAAGUGAAAACAGCUGACAAAGCAAAAGUCGAAGACGACAAAAGCUUUGGCUCAUUUGAUCUUGUCAAAGAGGCAGAGGAAACCACCCCAACUAAGGUCAAGGAAGAGGAACCUGUCAAGAUUGAGCAGAAAGAUUGGUUUUCAAGCCAUGAUUCUCCCAAAAUGACGGAAAAGUUUGAGCCACUCGACUUUCAGAGCAAAAAGACCCCCGCUGAGGACUCCGAUUCAGAAUCGCCAACAGCAGACUCCCUGUCACCAGUCCUGGAAGCCAUGGCCAAGAACCCUGCCAGCUUCCAGGUGGAAACAGAGAAGAAGGAUCUGACGAUGGAGUUGGAGGAGCCAGAGGUGGCUGAGGAGGUCUCUGAGCAUGAAGUCUCCUCUGAGGAGUUCGAGUUCAUUGAGCGACCACCCAGGGGUGUUAUCGAUGAGUUUCUUGAGGCUCUGGAUACUUCCAAGUUUGCCUCCUCCAUGCCCCCAGAGAUCCCCAUGGAUGAUGACGAUGAUGAUGAUGAUCUAAGCUUUGGGCAGAAAGAUGUGGCUCCAGUUGCUGCUCCGCUUCUGACAAAAGAAGUCCCGGCCCCCAAGGUUGAAGAAGAGGCUCCAAGUCAGAGCUCCUACCGCCUCCUCACCCAGGCUUCCCCCCAGAAGAGCAAGGCAGAGCUGGAGAAGCUCGACAUUCAGCAGCCCCCAUCCCAAGCUCCACUCACCCAUUCCCCUGUCUGCAAACCAGAGGAGGCGGUCGCUAAGAAGAGUGCGGAGGGUGGCAAACUGUUAAAGAUGCCGAACGUGAACAUAAGAGCAGGUAAAAUAUACCAGUUCAGGCAUGGAAACCAUCCCCCCCACAUCCUCCUCAGUUUUCACUGGCACUUCCAUGUUCAUCGGCAUAAUUUUCAUCCUCACUCUUUUGUUCUCCUCAGUAAUUUUUUCCCAACCACCCAACCAGCAGCCGGUAUUUAGUCCCUCUCUCCUUAGUGUCACCUUUCCUUUCUUGCAUCGUCCCUUUUUGCUUUUUCUUUGAAAAUUAACCCUUGCAUUUAGCGGUUUAAUUUGUGUGGUUGUGUGUUCCAUUGUGCUUUUGCUGCAUUUGUGCGUUGCUGUCUCAUCAGAUUAACAUCAUUUCUGUGUACCUGAUCAUUUUAUUUCAUCUAUGAAUUUACAUUUUACGAUGUGGUAAGUAAAAUGUGAUUUAUUUGACUAUUUCUGUUCUGUUAAAAACAAGAGCUCCUUUUAUUGUCUUUUUUUUUUAAAUACACUGAUUAUAUUAUUUAUACUUAGAUAACAGAGAUGUUGGUUUUUCUUAAUUGUUAACCACCUACAAACACUUGUACUGAUGCUUCUGUUUGCCCUCUGAGCAUUUUUGCUGUCGAAUUGGAUUACCUUUUCCAUCUGGUUUUAGCUUCUCUCUACUCUGGAAACCAGACACCACCUUAUAGACCCCAACACCCACUCACACCCACUCACAACCACAUACACACUCACAACCAUACACACACACACACACUCACAACCAUACACACACACACACACACACACACACACAGAGCGGCCAACCACGCCCUGUAACUGACUGAAUAUGCUGCCACUCUGAUUUAUUUUGUGCUUUACAAUCUCUCCCACACCCAGUACAUGCUUGCAUCAGAUUUUAUGUACCUGAAGCUAAAUGCUGAAUAUCAUUUAGUUAUAACCUCUGUGCCACAUAAUUUGACUUGUAAUGACUUUAUAGGUUGUUGAACUUUCUGUCCACCAGCCACUCUGAUUAUUUACUUAGAUUUAUUAUUUAAUAAAUCAAAAGUGGCAAAUAUUUGCUGGUUCCAGCUUUUCCAGUGUGAGUCGUUGCUGCUUUUGUUUGCUUUUAUAUCACAGUAAUCUGAAUAUCUUUGGGGUUUGUUGGUCAGACAAAACAAGGCAUUUGAAGACGCUCUUAUGUAAUGGCAAUUUUUUCUACUUUUUUCACAAUUCAUGAAAAUAGCCCUAAGGAGGAUUGGUUGAUCAGUUAAUUUGUACCUGGAAGUUUUGGGAGGGUAUUUUCUCUAUUAAAAAGUGGAUAAUUCAUGCAUUUUAUUAUUUAUUUUAAGAGUCCAUCUGAUAACCGUAAUGAUGCCAAACCAGAUUUUAGACUUGCCACAGUUCUAAUAUCCAGGGCAAGUCUAAAAUCUUCUAAUCUGUAAAACCCAGUGUUUGUAGUUCGUCUUUAUUGUGCCCUGAGGUAAUGUGUGCGAGAAUAAAACUGUGAUGUAAUGAUAUUUCAGAUGGUUUAUCAGACAGAUGCAGAGCGGCCUCCUUCAGGGCUUUUAGGAAGUGAUGAAUCGCUCCCGAGGCUCCGCUGUCUCUCUGAAGACAACAUCGCUUAGUCUUCAUUUUAAUGGAUGACUCAGUUUUAUUUGAACUGAUAUUGAUCACUUAAUAUACACACACUUAUAUUAAUGCCUUUACACACACACACACACAUCCACAGUGUUGCAGACACUAGAGCUUCUGUGUAAGUAGAGCAGUAGGACUUUGCUCUUUGGGACAAGCUGCCGAAGCGGUAACUGUGUGUUGGAAAGAUCUCCUGUUAAUUAAAGCCUCCUCCUCCUCCUCCUUUUCCUCCUCCUCCCUGCAUUGCGACACUGGCAGGCCCACAAAGGGUUCUUCGACCCAGAAACCACUCAGCAAAUGUUCUUCAUUAUGCAACUUGAGGUGCAGAGCUGCGAUCUGAACAUAAAUCUCCCUGAUCGUCCUGUCACACUAGGAGCAGCUCUCGUUAUUUGUUGCUUCACUGACGGAUUGUUUGGAAUUUUUUCUCUACUGAUCUGAAUAGCGUAUCUGAGAUGAACUACUGAUACCAGAGUGAUGUUUGUGUUUUAUGGCUUUACAUACAGAGCAACAAAAGGUUGUUAUUAUAAGGGCUGCAACUCACAGUAUUUGUUCCUAUUACAAGUAUUUUAUGGAUUUAUGGAUUUAGUUGUUUGAUCUAUAAAAUGUCAGAAAAUAGACAGAAAAAUGUCUUGUUCUGUCUGCACAACAAUCCAAACCCAAAUAUAGUCAAUUCACUGUGAUAUAAAACAGAAUAGCAACACAUCUUGGUUCACAUUUGUGACUGAAAAUAAUCAAUUGUUCUGUUGAUUGACUGACUAACUGUCUCAAUUCAUCGACUAAUUGUUGGUAUUAAAAGGGGUUUUGAUGGCAUCUGUGUAGUGAUCUUAAAGGCAUACAAUGCAGGAUUUAUCCGUUGUUUCCCAAGUUGGCCCCCUCCUACCUGGAGACUAAAUGAAGAGAGGACAUGACGUUAGUGACAAAGCAAGGUUAUUUCUGGAUUUUUUUGGUGAAUGCAACUGAAGUGUAGCUUCAUCUGUCCGCCCUCGGUCAAACACACACUGACACACAGACCUGAAGCUCGUUAUACGUCCAUGACACAGACAGGGAGCAGAAACACCCAGAAACGUCUCACACACAUCAAAUUAAGAAAAUACAGGUGGUCAAUAUAUAAGAGGAGAGAUUGCUGACUUAAUCUCACCAGCAUUUGCCCUUACCAUUGAUCCCAACAACGGGAUGAAUCUUUAGGUGAUAAGGGGAUUUGUUCAUCAUGUUGCUGUAGGUCUGAACACACUUAAAAGCUGGUUGCUCUUUCUGUGGCGGCCUGUGGCCUCAACCCACCACCCAUGUAAAUGUGGUUAUAAAAACAUGCCCGCGGUAAUAUCUGACACCGUUUCCUAUCCACUGGAAAUAGGACGAGAGGUUGCCAACUCAUUUUCAUUCUGUCUGUCAUUUGUUAGUAAAUCAGCCAUUUGAGGUGAAACAGCUACACUGAUGUGCCACAGGCAGGAUUUUAAGAAAAUAACAGCAUCGAUUAUUGCCUAAUAAUACAUUCAAAUGGUUUCAUUAACAUGCAGAUAUUGCUUUACAUUGAUUUUGUUGGAAAAACAAGGAAAUGUGUCACUAUCUGCCUUUGAACGUGUAACUGUAGUGUACAGUUUUAUGACCUGAGUAAUGACUGAUUGUGUGCUAUCACCUCGGUGGAUAACAUCAGCAGUAAAGAAGUGAUUCAGAAGGAGGUGAAGGGUCACUGUGGGCUGCUUUGUCCUCAGAGAGACAAACUUUGUACUUCUCCUUUAUGUAACCGCCUCUCUUUCACCACUGCAGUACACUGUUUCAUGAACUGCAGGUCAUCACUGGAGACGACUCGUGGUGAAAUGGUCAGACACUGGACUAGAUGGAAAAUCCUGUUAAUUGUAAUUGUAUGUAGACUGUGUAAUACUUGUAGUAAAUUAGAUCAUUAUAAAAGGGUUAAUAUUCAAAAGCAUGAAACAGUCUCAUGCAGAUCAAUCCAUAUAGAUUUUGCUAAGGGGUUCUUUGAUCCAGACGUUGUCUUACAGCUGAAGGCCCUGUCUUCUUCUUCUUUUGUCGUUGUUAAAUGAGUUUUUAUAAGUGAGAGCCUUUGAAUUUGAUUUGAAGAGCGAAGAAGAGGGGAGGUAGAGGAGUUUAUAAAGUGAGACAGGUGCCCUCUAGUGGAAGAAAGCAGUGAUUACCACUCAGAGGAAGUGUAACUCCCUCCCUCACUACGGACCAGUUGAUAAGAUACCUAAUAUAUACAGUUGUAUCCUAUCCAGCCUGUAAGCAUGCACCGGCUUUAGUCAGUUCUCUUUGUAUUUGAGAUGUUUUUCUGUUUGUUCUUUGGUGCGUUUCCUGCUCUCCUGUUUGGGAGAACGGCGUGUAAAUGCUCGGAAAUCUUGGCAGCAGUUAAGCGAACUGGCAGACAACCAACCAUUAUUUUGCAUUAUUUUCCCUAACGUCCUUGUUCACACUAAAGAAGGGGACUGUAAAGUUUGAACCACUCGAGCAGUUUACAGUAUAAAAAACGAUAUAGUUAAAGAUUCGGGUUCAGUACUGAUACGAAAUGAUUGAAGCUUUGUGAUGCUUUACUUUGUGAAAUAGAGGAUGUUCUUCCUGCAAAAGUUUUAUUCAUUUAACAAAAGAGGCCACGGUUCUCCAAUAUUACAGGUUUUUGUAAAGUAGCUGUACAAGAGCUUGUGCAAAAGUGGAAGUUUGGUAAAUUUCAAAUUGAUGGAGCAAUCACUCGAUUAGUUGAUGAGCCAAAAUUGUGGGUUUUGGACUGUUGGGCAACCGAGACAAGAUAGUUGAAAGCUUUAUCUUUUGGCUCUUUGAACUUUGAUUAGCUUUUUCACAAUUUGUCCUAAACAGAACAGGAAUCUGAUACGUGGAUAUGUGAUCACUCACAGCUGACCAUGUGCAAUCCUCCUCCCUUUUUGCCUGCUUUCGUUAAAACAGUGUGCAGCUUUAUUGUUCUAGAGAUCUGUAGCUGUUGUAUUUAGAUGUGUUUUACACAGACGGACAGAAGUCAUCCAUCGGCUCCUUCUCACUGCUUCGUCAGCAGAUUUGAGAAAGCGGAGGGAGGAGGAGGGAUGACGAAGGAAAAGCAGGGUGAG
This is a messenger RNA of Morone saxatilis (striped sea-bass), 7895 nucleotides long. RefSeq names its product titin-like. Lineage: Eukaryota; Metazoa; Chordata; Actinopteri; Moronidae. The coding region runs from base 1321 to 3426 and encodes 701 amino acids. The transcript has a single exon. The record is from RefSeq and is a predicted model, not a curated record.